Molecule: messenger RNA, 1746 nt
Organism: Triticum aestivum (bread wheat)
Lineage: Eukaryota; Viridiplantae; Streptophyta; Magnoliopsida; Poales; Poaceae
Exons: 5
Coding region: 420-1571 (383 amino acids)
Biological process (GO): cortical microtubule organization
Cellular component (GO): cortical microtubule
Source: RefSeq, a predicted model, not a curated record
UUGUUUCUGCUCUGCAUAGACCAGCAGCCUGCUUCUCUCUGUAUCUACUCUGUUCUUUGUAUCUGAAUUAUAUCAUGUGAAAGCCUGUUUUUUCGUCGUCUCGCUGCGGAUUUAUCCCCGCGUCGGCCGACUAUGGGCAUGGUUUUUAUAUGGGGGCACACUGAAAGCAAUUACAGUUGGCCUUUAUGAAGGGGCCAAAACUGAACAAAUUUGUGCCAUGUGGAGCCCAAGGAGAAAGAAACGAUCGCGUGGAGCUCCAGGGAAACUUUCAGGAUUGCCGGCACAGUUUUGGCCUUUUAUUAUUCAGGUAAGCUUCCGUCACUGUAUGCAAUAUAUGCAUGUAUGUUACCUGCUCUCCCUGUGUCCCGGCACCUUCAGUUUGGCUGUUUACUCUGCUCCCUGCGUCGAGCACCUGAAGAAUGGAUCACAUGAAGAGGUUCUCCGGCAUGGCGAGGGGCACACCCGCGUCGGCUCUGGUGCGGAAGGACGAAGACGAGAGCCUGGUUCUCUUUGGGGAACUGUACAGGCAUGAUCAGGAGAAGGAGGUGAACCUCCUUGACCCAAUGUACUCCGUGGAGUUUGAAGCCAUCCAAGGUGACCGCCGCAUGUUCAAACUCGCCUCGGGGAAGCGAGAUUACCUACUCACAGAUGGCGAAAAGAACGAUUACGAUUGGCUCAAGACUCCUCCGGCCACCCCGCUGUUCGCUUCCCUUGAGAUGGAAGCUGAUUCCGCCCAAAUGGUUUUCCAGAGGGAGCUGCCUAUCCUUCAACCAGUUAAAACUUCAAGGUUCUCAGGAAAGUUCGAGGCACCCAGCAGCACAUCAGCGAAGUCCGAAUCUCCUACAACGUCCAGCUCCUCGAAGUCUGCCACUCCAACGACGAGACCCAGCUCUUCGUCAGAGAAAAACCUCAGCACCAGAGGAUCCCCUGCCUUCUGCAACCAAGAGUCCCCAUCUUACAAAAUAGACAAGAGAUCAAGCUACACACCUCUGGGAAACAGGCUGCAGAAUGCAGUGGCAGCUCCUACAACAGACACCAAGGCAGCUAAGAAAACCUCGUCAGACAAGAAGACCGUAGCCCCAGGCAGCACAAAGGCAGCCAAGAACAUCGCGGACAAACCUGCGAUGAAGAACGUCACGGCGGCUGCCCCAAGAGCUCGUACCAAGGACCCUUCGGUUGGUGCAAAGGAUCUGAAGGUCGAUGCUGGCAAUGGUGGUGGCACAAGAAGAGUGUCGGUUGGUGCAAAGGAUCUGAAGGUCGAUGCUGGCAAUGGGGGCGCCACAAGAAGAGUGUCGGUCGGUGCAAAGGACCUGAAGGUCGAUGCCGGCAAUGGGGGCGCUGCAAGAAGAGUGCCACGUCAACCGGCUGCAGCAACAGGCAUCGGCAAAGACCCCUCUUCAGUGCCGGCAGCGGCAAGAGGAAGGAGCAGAGGUAACCAUGAGCCAGCUACUGGUAAUGGUGUCGAUGCCGCUGACGGGGCUGCGGUGAAGGGGAGGAGGAGAGCAGGCGGGGAGAAGGAGCAGCAGAGGCAACAAAAGGUUGGAAGCCAUGGAAAGAAGCUGGUUGGGUAGCUACCCCGGCCGGCAUUCAGCAUCCUGGCCUGAAUUUUCAGAAAAGAACUUUCCGUUGCCUAAAUUUAUGCAAAGUACUUUUGAUUGAAAGGUUGUUCAUAUUUUGCAAUAGAGAUUUUCACCAUGUAGCUGAAUGGACAGUCUACACGCUGAGUAGCAGAACUGUCUUGUAAUA